CCCGACCAGUGUUGUCCACGGGCAACUUUCUAACUCUACGCCUUGUGACCCGAGGAACUCAGCCAAGGGUGGACUUUGUUGGAGACUUCACUUCAUUCAGGCUGGGUUUUAACCAAUCAGAAUGCAGCGGAGAACCUUACUUCAACUGUCGCAAUGGGAAGUGUAUUCCCAUGAGUCUGGUUUGUGAGGAUGAUAAAGGCAUUGACAACUGUGGCGAUGGCAGCGACUUAAUCGAUUACCCUGGUUGCAAUGGUCCUCUAUCUACACCCAAGCCCCCACAGCAUCAUGUUACCCAACCAGGACAGAUGCUGAAUGUUCCCACACGGACAGUGUCCACGUUAAAGAACUGUGCCACUCCAAAUGGCAUUCCUGAUCCAAACUCUGUGACUGAUUCCCAGUCUUCCAUUUCUCUGCUGGCGCUGUAUGUGGUCCUGGGUGUGACUGCAGGAGGGGUUCUCAUGUGCUGGUGCUGUUGGGCCCCCGGCUGGUUCUUGUGGCGCUGCCUGCAGACAUUGUGAGAUGGCCAUGCUCAUCUUCAUAAUCUUUCAUCUUUUCCUGGAGAUUAAAUCACAAGGUUUUCCACAGGCCAAGCUGACAAUAUUUCCAACAUUUGCCGUUGAUGAAGAAAAGGUGCAGAUGGUCUGUGGAGGUCAGGAGAACCAACAUAUAUCUGAGUGCAUGUUUUACCCUGUAGGACAGGAGCAAUUUAUACAACCGGUUACAUCAUGUAAGCUUUCCCUUACCGGUGCCGAACUGAUCUCAUGGUCACGAGAUCAGGAGAGUUCACAUGUUAACAUAUCCUGCUACUACAGCAUAGGAAAAAAUGAAACAUCACCUCAUUCCGACAGAGUCUCAGUUAGGGUCAGAGGUUUGGCCACCACGUCAUCUUUGCCCCCAACCACAGAGGGCAGCCCAACUACUACGACCCCCAAUGAAACCAUUCAAGGAAAUUCAUCCACUGAGCCAACAUCGAACACAGCACUAGGUUUGGCUGUAACAUCCAGUGCUGAAAUCGUAACAGAUUCAAUAACCACACCCUUUGAAUCGACUACGCUCACUGAUGCUACAGAACAUGCAUCAGGCACUUUUUUCCUUACUGAAGGCACUGACUUCAAAAAGUACUCGAAUACAAAAAUGUUUUUCUCCAUUGCUGCGGUCGCAAGCGGUGCAGGAAUUUUACUGACUGUACUUGUGAGCAUCUGUUUGUACGGAUGUACACGAAAGUCAAAGGCAGAGAGGAUUUGGAUUGAAUUCAACAGCAAAAAACAUGAACGUUCUUUACCAACGGCCAGUUCAGACACACCUGCAGAAGAAGAUGUAGUGAUUUAUUCAACCCUGAACUUCACACAACCCCCUUCACAACCACUAGGUACCAGCGACAGCAGGAGUGUUUACAGUCAGCUGAAGCUCCGCUGAAAGAAUCAAACUCUGCCUGCUACUGUUUUAUUGCAGGUCAGAGAUAAUCAAUCAGAACUUUAAACUAGAUUUAAUCCUUUAUAUAGCGAAUGCCUUUUAUUGUAAAUGUUAUUGUAACUUCUGCUACGUAAUGUCAUUAUCUUAACCUUUUAAAAGUGUGUCAUGAAGAUCUGUCUGGUUUCGGCUUACUAGUUUUACACAUACAGUAGGGUCACAGCAUUAAUAUGCAAACCUUUAAGCAAUAAUAAUCACCUAACAAUUGUUAUACUGUGUUAUUGUGGAUGGCCCUUGUAUUGAUGAUCAUAUUUUAUCCCGUUGCUUUGUGUGAAUAUUAUUACCCGAUGUUCAUUAUUUAAAGCACCUCAUUUUAUCUCACUGCAAACAGACAGGAUUAAAAAAUUCAGCUUUGCCAUCACAGGAAUAAAGUAUAUUAAAUUGGAAUAAUAUUUCACAAUGUUGUAUUUGUUAACAAAUAAAUGCAAACCUAGUGAGCAAGAGAGACUUCAUUCAAAAACAU
This is a messenger RNA of Puntigrus tetrazona (Sumatra barb), 1933 nucleotides long. RefSeq lists its product as uncharacterized. The record is from RefSeq and is a predicted model, not a curated record. The coding region runs from base 520 to 1416 and encodes 298 amino acids. The transcript is spliced from 16 exons. Lineage: Eukaryota; Metazoa; Chordata; Actinopteri; Cypriniformes; Cyprinidae.